Molecule: messenger RNA, 1521 nt
Organism: Dendronephthya gigantea
Lineage: Eukaryota; Metazoa; Cnidaria; Anthozoa; Malacalcyonacea; Nephtheidae
Product: L-threonine 3-dehydrogenase-like
Exons: 7
Coding region: 114-1304 (396 amino acids)
Source: RefSeq, a predicted model, not a curated record
AGGGUCAGUGAGUAUGGAGUGAUUCACGUGCUGAUUGCUGAAGUGUUAUAAUUAGAAUAUUGGGACUGUUUACGUUUAGAUUGUCACAAUAACUUCAAAGAUCUUCUUUCUUCAUGUGUCUACAAAGGGUGAUAUUUUGUUUGUCGCACUCGGCGAAGAUUUUAUCCUCGUCGAAUAGAAUGCUAUCGGUUCUCGCUGACAGCGCCACGUCGACAGAAGGACAAAGGGUUAUAUUUCAUGGGCCUAAAAAGGUUUUGGAAACCGAAUUUGCCGGUCUGCCACAACUCAGAGAGGGAGAGAUACUAGGGAAGAUGAAAGCGGCGACGAUAUGUGGCUCGGAUCUGCACACGAUUAUAGGAAGAAGGACAGAACCAGUACCAAGCAUCUUGGGUCAUGAAGGUGUUGUGGAGGUUGUUGACCACAAGUGUUCUCAUGAGAAGGUACAAAUUGGUGACAGACUGACAUUUACAGUUGCUGAUUCCUGUCAUUCUUGUGAAAGAUGUGAAAGUGACUUGACACAGAAAUGCUUCUCUCUUUUCAAGUAUGGUCAUGCAGAUAUGUCAAGUGGGACUGGUUGGAAUGGCUGCUAUGCAACACAUAUUGUUUUACGCAAGGGGACCCACAUUGUGAAGCUGCCUGACAAUGUAGAUGACAAGAUUGGAGCGACUCUAAAUUGUGCGUUCGCAUCCAUGACAAAUGCUGUAGAGCCAUUGAUGGAUUUACAUAAUUUGGAAAAAAAACGAGAAGCAAACAAAAAGAAGUCUGUCUUGGUGCAGGGUGCCGGACUUCUUGGCAUCUUCAGUUGUGCUUUAUUUCGGGAGGCUGGAUAUGGAAAGAUUUAUUGUUAUGAUGUUCACACAGAAAGAUUGAAGAUGGCUGAGAAAUUUGGAGCUGUGUCACUUAAUGGCGCCAAUCAGGAAGAGGAGAAACUUAAGGACAAUAGUAUAGAUACUGUGAUGGAGGUCAGCGGUGUAAAGAACGUCUUUCCCAAAGGCAUGCGCGUUAUCAAGCCUGGUGGAUUCUAUACAUUUGUUGGCCUGGUCCAUCCGGACUCAAAACUUGAACUUACAGCUGAACAAAUUAUUAGGAAGUGUUUGACUUUUAGAGGCAUUCAUAAUUAUGGUCCAAGGCAUUUGGAACAAGCCGUGGAUUUCCUGAGCGAUACGGUCGAUAAAUAUCCUUACGACGAACUUGUCAGCCCAUCUUUUGACCUCGACCAGAUAAACGAGGCGGUCAAGUUAGCCUUGAGUAAAAAAUAUCUUCGUGUUUGUGUGGAACCUGGUGUAGGUAAACUAGCCAACUAGAUAUGCGUUUCAAAACGAUUCAAUCCAAUCAAAUGAACAGUUUUACAUCCUUAAAUUUUAGGUAGUUUAAAAGUUAUAUUUGCCAAAUAAUGAAUAUUAUUUGAACCCUAUAUAUAUAUAUCAAAAUGUUUAAGAAAAUUUUGAAAAGUUAUCUUAAACUCACUUAAUUUUACUUAGCCUUAAAAACAUCCCAAAUUUAGUGAACUCGCAAAGUUUG